AUGCUGACAACGAGAUCUUUGUCACGCCGACGCGACGCAACAUGAACCAGGGAAAAAAUGUGCAAAUUUUAAAACGGCAUUAUCACUUAAUCCCAAAUUGGGCCGACCGUUGAUCAUUACCCUAACUUUUCUAAUAAUUAAUGAAAUAUGUUGGCCUUGAGUUGACUUUUAUAUAAACGCAGUGAGGCAAGGAUUGGAGGGAACUGGUGAUGAGAGGACCAACAAGAGUCGUCCCCUUCAAUUAGCCUAUCGAACCGUACACCAAUUGUCCAUCUUCUUUAGUGGGACCCCAACUAUGCCGCAAGCCUUUCAUUGGACCCAUGGUGGGCUUCAUUAGUCAGUUUUCAAUGAAUGAUCUUGAGAGAGGGGAUCUUUACGGAGUGUAAACCCAAAUAACCUUUGAUAUUAUAAAGUAAAGUGUUUUCUCAUCCUUUUGAAAUCAAAUUAUUAUCAUCACUUAAUAAGUUUAUUAAAUAUAAAUAUUAUAAACUGUAUUAUUUCAUGUUUUUAUGCUUUUCGUCCUUUUGAUGAUGAUGGCAACUAAAUUAUGGAUGAACGUAGCACUCGUAUAAUGCCACACACCAACCAUAGGUACUGAGAUACUUUACGAUAAAAAAACUGACAAAGGGAUAUAUCAGAAUUUCUAUCAAUCUAUCUUUCAACUGGGGAAAUCAUGAGUAAGGGAGCUUCUUUUUCAGUGAAAUUCGUGGGAGUUAUCCGGAAUAUAAUGGCAUACCACAAGAAAGGUUAGGAAUAUUACCAGGUUGAAGUGGUCUAGUCUGAUUCUACCUUAGUCGACGGCGAUUUACCUUAUAAUCGAAGAGUAUGAGCUUGCCCGCACGUUGGGAUUUCAUUUUCUUAUAAGGAUGGUAACCUAUGUGUGAGAAGAUAUAGUGGCUACGUUGACGAAGGGCAAUUGUCCUUUGGGAGGGGAGAGAGAGAGAGAGAGAGAAAGUUUGCUUGGCUCUCGUCGGUCUAUGAAAUGAGAAGUUACACAUUUCAUACUUUGACGAUUCACGCGGCCCAGAGACGAAGUCGCCGUCUGGGCUAUGCUGCUUCACCAUCCGUAUCCUCGACAAAAAACCCAUGGCCCAGCCCAGGUUGAAGAAACCCAUCAUCCGCGUCGCUGCAUGUUCACGGCCUGGAGCCACGGCCGAAGUCCGCCCGCAAGAGUGGGGCGAACUCGAGCAGGAAGUCAAGGUCGAUGUGCACGAUGGGAGAAAGCCUCCUCGGCUGCCUCGGUUUCUUCUAAAAAAAAAUGUAAGAGGAUAGUUUGGAAGGGGAGGGUGGAGAAGAGAGACGAGAGGAGGGGAUUGAUGAGGAGCUUCUCGUUUUCGUGAGAGAGCUGAUAUGGUGGUUUGAGUCGGUGUUCUGCCAUGGUUCACAUUCUUCAGUGGGAGGGAGGAGAGGGUAACAUAGGGGCUGCCUCGCGCUCUCUCAGCUCUCAAAGCAGGCGGACAGACGCCCAGUCGACUGCCGUUCCCACUGAGCCGAACAUUGCGCCGGAGAUCCGGCGCUUUUCCCCGACCAGGCGCAGGCCCUGUCGUGACGAGUGUCUCGGGGGAGAGGAAUAGUUGA
Molecule: messenger RNA, 1578 nt
Organism: Spirodela intermedia
Lineage: Eukaryota; Viridiplantae; Streptophyta; Magnoliopsida; Alismatales; Araceae
Source: the annotation of a GenBank genome assembly